Macrosiphum euphorbiae (potato aphid) is the source of this 2076-nucleotide messenger RNA. Lineage: Eukaryota; Metazoa; Arthropoda; Insecta; Hemiptera; Aphididae. The record is from the annotation of a GenBank genome assembly.
AUGAUUUGGUUACUUUUUAAAAGCUGCAGUAGAAACAAAAGAAGUAAGACGAUAAAAUCUGAUGAAAAUUACAUGAAGGUAAAUAAUUCAAAAGAAAUUAUUAAAGAACUCCUACCCAGAUUGGACGUUUUUAACGAUUUGGAAGCAUGUAAUGACAACGUAUUUGUUACGGACAGACAUUUUGCAUAUUUUUCGAUACUUGAUCCUUACAAUGAAUUUAAAGAGUUAACUCCAGAAAUAACAGCUGUGGCUGACCAAGUGGUUAUUGAAAAUGACAAUGCCGAAACCAGCCAGAUUGGUAAUUUAGAAGCUAGAAUAGAAGAUUCUGUCGUUAUUAAUAGUAGAUUUAGUAGAGUUACGGAAAACCAUUUAAAGACGUUGCAAUGUCCAUUUACUUGGAAUUUUGAACCUGAAGUGUGGAAAAAAAACAUCGUUAAUCGAAUUGAAAAAAAAUAUGGCAAAUACAAUAUGAAUCUUUCCUCAGUCAGAUUUUCAUUUGAAAAGUACAUAAGCAAUCUUAUAACCAGUUGUGGACUAUUUAAAACAAAUAAAGUAGACAGAGCACACGAUAAACUAAUAAAUAUCUGGGAAUGGCUAGAUAAAUUAGACGAUAAAAAUGAACCGACUUAUUUGGCAAUUAGAGAUGGAUUGAAGCAUAUCGUUAUGUCUACAUUGUGUCAUAUAUUGUUCACUGUAAAUAGAGCGCAAUGUCAACAGUUGUUUGAAAUGAUAACAAGAUUUAACAGUUUGGAUUCGAAAUCAAGAGCUGCAGUUAAUGCUUUGCAUUCUGCAGUUUGUUUAGAAAUUGGUGGUAAAUCAUUACAUAAUGUGGUUCAGUAUGCAAAAACAGCAUGUGAGUUAGACCCAGACACAGUUCAGUGGAAUUAUUAUCUUUCAGUAGCCAUGACUGCUCAAAGACAAUAUCUGAAUACCAAUAUAUCGUGCCCUACUGAAGACGAGUUUGAUUCUAUACAGCAAGCAGUUCUCUUAUCAAAUGAACCAAAUCCAUAUUUUAACUUCCACAGAAUGCAUUUGAUGACGAAUAAAAUACUCUAUCAUUAUCAUCAUGAUAAUAAUAAAAGUAAAAGUAAUGAAAAUGAAAAUGCAUUGGAAAAAAUCAAAAAAGACUUUCUCAAUAUAAUAGAAUUAAUCAAGGACAUCAUAAGCAUGGAACCGGAAGAUCCUCAUUUAGUUGUUAAAUGUGCAAAAUCUCUAAUGACACUGCCAUAUUUAACCCAAGACGACAUUUUUCUCAUUAAACAAAUUAUAUCAAUAGCAGUAAAUAUGGCUUUUCAUGACUUUACUGUGAUUAGAGCGAUUCAGAAAAGCAUCGCAAUCUUCAGAGAGUUGGUCAAUACUUGUAUAGAAAUGAACGAAAAUAAAAGUCAUUUGAAAAAUACCAGUAUUGAAAAUCAUGUAAAAGACAAAGAUUAUGACUUAUUAGAAAAUGACUUAAUGCUUGUUAUGGAAAAAUACGGAAAUGGUAGUAAACCGGUACUAGAUUUAAUUAAUCUAUUCGAAAAAUAUGACGGAAUUUGUAGAUGGCAAAUAAUGGCACAAAUUUGUUCUUACUCAAUACUUUUCAAAGAAUCUUCAAAUCUUCUAGCCGGUGUGGAACAAUUCAUGAUGUUAAUGAAUGAAAAAAGCAUUGCUAAUAGCGAUAUUAUUACGAAACAUAGGUCAAUAUUUAUAAAGGAUCAGUCCAAGGUAUUCAACCUUGCCGAAUUAGUGUGUAAUGAAAUCAAAUUGGCCAUUACUCUGGGUCGCACCGAGAAUCAAGAUCAAACUGAAUUCUAUUUAGAUCAAUUAACUAAAAUUAUGGAUGUCUGUCAACUCAAACCAAAAAAAGUCAACCCCAGUUUUAAAUUUGAAAUAAUUGGAUGUAACGAAAAAGAAAAUCAUAAUAAUGUUUCCAAACAGAGCGACGCAGUUAACCAACAAAAUGACUUGCAGGACACUAAACAAAUUGUUUUGAAAAAGUCUACUAAGCAACGUCGGUUAAAAUACACUUCAAACAACCAUCAUGCACGAGUACCUAAAUCUAAACCGCGAAGGAGGCAUCAUCUUUAUGACUAA